This is a messenger RNA of Trichoderma asperellum CBS 433.97, 1224 nucleotides long. RefSeq lists its product as uncharacterized. Gene Ontology annotation, molecular function: chromatin binding; histone binding. Gene Ontology annotation, biological process: nucleosome assembly. Gene Ontology annotation, cellular component: chromatin; nucleus. Lineage: Eukaryota; Fungi; Ascomycota; Sordariomycetes; Hypocreales; Hypocreaceae. The record is from RefSeq and is a predicted model, not a curated record.
AUGGCCGAGCCUAUUCGAAACAAGCGCUCUGAGUAUACUGCGCCUACACCGCAGAAUACGCCAGCUGCUACCGCGCCCAUAACCUCCCGCGCCCAGCAGCCCGGAGUGGCCAGCAUCAAAGAAGAUGAUAUGGAACGAGCAGCUGCCGCCUCUCUCCUGGCGCAAAACCCCAAACUCGUGCAGAUGAUUCAAGGGCGACUUGGCUCUCUCAUUGGACAGUCUUCUGGUUACAUAGAAUCCCUUCCCGCCCCUGUCCGUCGUCGGGUUUCAGGGCUGCGAGCCAUUCAGAAAGAUCAUGCCAAAUUGGAGUCUGAAUUCCAAGAGGAAGUUCUUCAGCUUGAGAAGAAAUACUUUGCCAAGUUUACUCCUCUGUACGAGAAGCGAUCUGCCAUCAUCAACGGCAAUGUGGAGCCCACGGAGGAGGAAGUCAAGAGGGGAGAUGAGGACAACGAGGAUGAAGCAGAUGCAGCGGAGCCCGCUGAGGAGGCCGCACAGCCCGAUGACUUGGCUGAGGCCGUGAAGGGAAUUCCUGAGUUCUGGCUGUCUGCCAUGAAGAACCAAGUUACCCUUGCGGAGAUGAUUACCGACCGGGACGAAGCUGCUUUGAAGCAUCUUACCGAUAUCCGCAUGGAGUACCUUGACAAGCCGGGCUUCCGCCUCAUUUUCGAGUUCGCCGAGAAUGAGUUCUUCUCAGACAAGACUCUCACCAAGACGUACUUUUACCAGAACGAGAGUGGCUACGGCGGCGACUUCAUUUAUGACCAUGCUGAAGGCCACAAGAUCGAUUGGUACCCCGGUAAGGACCUCACGGUCCGUGUCGAGGCCAAGAAGCAGAGGAAUAAGAACACCAAGCAGACCCGUAUCGUUAAGAAGUCGGUGCCGACGGAGUCCUUCUUCAACUUCUUCUCCCCUCCCAAGCCUCCUACCGACGAUGCUGAUCCAGAAGACGAUGUUACAUCAGACAUCGAGGAGCGUCUGGAGCUAGACUACCAGCUUGGUGAGGAUAUCAAAGAAAAAUUGAUCCCACGUGCGGUUGAUUGGUUCACUGGUGAGGCACUUGCAUACGAAGAAUAUGAUGAGGAUGAUUUGGAAGCCGGUGACUACGACGACGAAGAUGAUGAUGAGGACGACAUGAGCGAGGAUCACGAUGAUGACGAGGAGUCUGAUGAGGAUGACGAGUCUGGAAAGCCCAAGCAAGAGGCAGCCGAGUGCAAGCAGAGCUAA